Chrysoperla carnea is the source of this 2118-nucleotide messenger RNA. RefSeq lists its product as uncharacterized. The transcript is spliced from 7 exons. Bases 1 to 2118 code for a protein of 705 amino acids. NCBI's taxonomy places the organism in Eukaryota, Metazoa, Arthropoda, Insecta, Neuroptera, Chrysopidae. Gene Ontology annotation, molecular function: protein binding. The record is from RefSeq and is a predicted model, not a curated record.
AUGGACACAUCGGAUUAUAAUUUAAUGAAAAUAUUAAUUAAUAUCGGUGAAUUAGCCGGUGAAAUAUCAUUCAACAGCAAGGAUUCUGAAUGUAUUCGAAACAAAUAUGGAUACAUUCAAAGAAUUCAGGUUGUAAGGAAAAAAUUUAAAAAAAAUGAAAAAAAUAGUUCAGAAACUGUAGUGAAAAUUAAUGAUAAUGGAAUUGAUUUCAAGAAACUUUAUCAUUUAAAACAUAUAUUAUCAACAAGUGAAACUGAAGAGGAAUCAGUAUUCAGUGAUAGUGAAUUAAAACAAGGAUUAAUAAGUGAUGUGCGUAGUUUACAAAUGAAAAUCGCAGAUAUUCUAUGGCAAGAGAAUGAAUCUGUCAUCGAAUUUGAAAAUCAAAUAAACAAUUUAAAAUCUAGUUACAAUCCUAAGGAACAUAAAAUUCUUAAUAUUCUUAAAUUUUCUGGUCAAAGAUUUCAACAAUUGAUUUUCAAGCGAAUUCAUGAAGAACUCACUGCAUUUGAAAAUGUAGAUUUAAGAAUAAGACAUGAUUUGUAUUAUUUUUGUAGAAAAUUUACGAUAAUUGGCGAGCUCCUGCAUGAAAUUAUCGAAGACCAUACAAUUCAGAUUAAUGAUGAAUUAAAGGGUGCAUUUAGAAACUUAUCUAAGACACGAACUCUCUUAAUUCAUGACCAUAAACAAAUAGAAACAUAUACAGAAAAUCAUGAAGAAAUAGAAGAACCUUACACUGAAGAAAAUAUGAAGAAAUUAUUGACACGACUAGAAACUUACUACAAAGAUGAAAUCGAGAAAAAAAUAAACAAAGAACUUGAUUGUCAAUUAUUCGAAGAACUAAAGCCUAUACGUUUUAUCAAAACUAUAUCAAAAUGUGAAGUACAAGAAAUAAUUAAUUUUGGUGAAGAUUUGUCCGAAAAACAUGAAUACGUUAUGGAUCAUAUUGUGGCUUUAAUUGGCCAAUAUAUGCGUGAUUUGGAUGAAGCUGAGAAGAAAUCGUUACAGCUAGGUGAUAACAUUAUUUCAUCAAGACCAACAAAUUCGUGUAUUGAGGCUAGUGUUGCAGCAAAAACAGCAAGAUCUUCUGAAUUAUGCCAUGAUAUAUUUUCUUUAAAUCGACACUCAUUAUUAAAAAGUAUUCAAUAUUCCAUAUUACCAGCAAAGCAAGAAUUUCUUUACGUAGAUCAAAUAUUUAAAUAUGAAUGUUGUACAUAUGAAAAGUCAUCUAGAUCCGUUCAAAUGUACUAUCGUUUAGGGUUAUGUUAUUCUAAUUUGUGUAUGUUCAAUAAAGCGAUCAUUUAUUACAAGCAGUGUUUAGGAGGUAUUGUUGAAGAUGGUUUAUCGAGGAUGUUCCUCGUAAUUGACGAUUAUGAUCAAACCUAUGAGUUAUUAAAACCGAUUCAUAAACAUAUUCAAUCGAUAAAAUUAAAAGAUGCAGAUGAUAUGUGUGAAAAGUGUUUUGAAAUUUUGUAUUCCAUAAAAAAAGCGGCUUAUUCUUUAGGACAUGCUUGUGUGUAUUUGGUUACUAAUCAUGCAUUGGAAACUGAACCUGAAAAAUUUAUAAAAUAUUUAAAACAAGGACUGGAUAUUAUAAUGCCAUACAAAAAUUCAAAAAAUGUUAAAUCUAAUGAUUUAAUUGCUCUGCUUUUAGUUAAUUUAGGUGCUAAACAUUUUGAUUUAGGGCAGAAAUAUAAUUUAUGUGAUAAAACAGAGGAAGCAUUAAUUAAUUAUGAUAAAUCAAUAAAUUAUCUUCAACAAAUUGAAGAUGAUUCAAAUUUAGAAUUUACAAACAAACUUAAAAUCUUCGAUUUUUCAAUUGAUUUAGGUUUUAAACAUUAUAACUUAGGACAGAAGUAUAAUUCAUGUGAUGAUAAAUCUAAGGAAGCAUUAGAAAAUUAUAAUAAAUCAAUAAAUUAUCUUCAACAAAUUGAAGACGAUUCAAAUUUAGAAUUUACACAGAAAUUCAAAAUCUACGAGUGUUUAACUUCUUGUUUUAAGACAAAAGGAAUUAUAAAAAAGGAUCCAACAUUUAUACAACAAGCAUUGUCAUAUUGUGAUAAAGUUACUGAAUUAAUAAAUGCACAAAUAGAACAAAAAAGGUCCAAAGAACAAUAUUAA